Molecule: messenger RNA, 807 nt
Organism: Daucus carota subsp. sativus
Lineage: Eukaryota; Viridiplantae; Streptophyta; Magnoliopsida; Apiales; Apiaceae
Exons: 1
Coding region: 1-807 (268 amino acids)
Source: RefSeq, a predicted model, not a curated record
AUGAUACAAGGAACUACUAGGGCUUUUGAUAAUAUCGAGACUAAAUUCGAGAAGGUUGAGUCAAGGAUUGAUCAAAUAGAUUCAUCACAGAAGAUGUUGGAAAUGCAGAUUGGCCAAAUCGCUAAUAAGGUAGGUGUUCGAGAUCAGGGAUCACUACCUAGUCAACCAGAUGUGAAUGUUAAAGAACACUGCAAGGCUAUCACGUUGAGGAGUGGAAGAGAGUUACCAGAUUUUAAAACUCCUAAAUUGAAUGAUGCAACUUUUCCUCCUAAAAAGAGAAAGUGGUCAUAUCAAACUACUGUGAAAAAAGCUGAAAAGAUUGCGGAUGAGCCAAAAGAUGAGACUCCACCGAAAGCUCAUGUGAAAGAAUAUGUGCCUCCACUCCCUUUUCCACGAAGAUUGACAAAUUGGAAGUUAGAGAAGCAAUACGAGAAAUUUAUAAAGAUGUUUCGGGAGAUACACAUUAGCAUUCCUUUUGCUGAUGCUUUGGCUCAAAUGCCCCUUUAUGCUAAAUUCAUGAAAGAGGUAUUAUCUAAUCGCAAGAAGCUAGAGGCGGUGGAGAAAAUCAGUCUUAAUGAAGAGUGUAGUGCGGUUAUUCAACGCAAGAUCCCUCCUAAACUAAAGGAUCCUAGGAGCUUUUCUUUGCCUUGCACUAUUGGGAAAGUCAGAGUAAAAAAAGCAUUGUGUGAUCUUGGAGCUAGUGUGAGUUUGAUGCCAUACUCUAUCUAUAAAAGACUUGGUUUGGGAGAGUUAAAGAAAACAAGGAUAUCACAUCAACUUGCGGAUCGAACUAUAAAAAAUACUUGA